CGAGGCCAUGCUCUACGAGAAGUUCAGCCCGGCUGGCCCCGUGCUGUCCAUUCGGGUCUGCAGGGACAUGAUCACCCGCCGCUCCCUGGGCUACGCCUACGUCAACUUCCAGCAGCCCGCAGAUGCUCAAAGCCAGGUGUUGCGGAGCUGAAGCAGCACAUGAAAGAUGGGACAGGAGAGGUCAUUUUGGAACACGUCUUUUCUGGAAGGAAAAUGGGUCAGCGUUUUCUGCCCCACUUUUCAGAGCUCUGCCUGCUGACUGCUGCAAGUUUCUUGCUCCGUGCUGGGGUUUAACAGCAUCUCUGUGUGACAGAGGCAUCCAAGCAGAGAGAAGAGUGAUCUUUUCCCUCGAGUUCAGAAUCAGUUUACCACAGCACAGAUUUCAGCAAGAAGUAAACUUUACGUUUUUGCAGCGCUUCCAUCCUGUCCCAGGGCAGUUCCUUGUGAUGCCAUUUCCUUGGACUGGUCUGGCUGAGCACUUCUGAUCCUUUCCCUUGUCAUGCUGAUUAAAAGCUGACUUGCACCCCGCUGCAUAAUUUCCCAUUCAUGGCACAAAAAUGCCUUUGUUUUUGGGCAGUGUAUUUGUGUUUUAAAGAUUCUCAGUGAGAAGGAAGGAACCUGAGAGCCUCUAUGUGUGCUCCUGCCCUGAGUGCCUCUUUUGGAAGCACCUUGGUACAUUUAUGUCCUGAACAAAUUUAUCCCAGCUCGCCUUCCUUCCCUAGGCUCUGAUCUCAUUUUGCAGGAUCAGAGAAAUAAAAACAAGCAGCAGAAACAAAGCCAGGAAGGAGCUCCAGCAUGGACUAGAUAAAUUUUGGGGAGAUGGGCAGCAGAAGUGUAGAUGAAGCUCUCAAAGCAGAGAAGAGUGAACUCAGAAGGGAUCAAUGGCUGGUCCCAUGUGCUUUAGCAGAAGCAUUCUGCACCUCGUACAAAUGGGGGCCUUCCCAAUGUAUUCCAAGCUGAGCGAGCUCUCGAUACCAUGAAUUUUGAUGUGAUCAAAGGGAAACCCAUUCGCAUCAUGUGGUCUCAGAGGGACCCUUCCCUCAGGAAGUCAGGGGUUGGCAAUGUCUUCAUCAAGAACCUGGACAAAUCCAUUGAUAACAAGGCACUUUACGACACAUUCUCAGCGUUUGGAAACAUUUUGUCCUGCAAGGUGGUGUGUGAUGAGAAUGGCUCUAAGGGCUACGCCUUUGUGCACUUUGAGACCCAGGAUGCUGCAGAUAGGGCCAUCGAGAAGAUGAACGGCAUGCUGCUCAACGACCGCAAAGUGUUUGUCGGGAGAUUCAAGUCUCGUAAAGAGAGGGAGGCUGAGCUGGGAGCCAAGGCAAAGGAAUUCACCAAUGUCUAUAUUAAAAACUUCGGGGAUGACAUGGAUGAUGAAAGACUAAAAGAGCUCUUUGGCAAAUAUGGUAAAACUCUGAGUGUUAAAGUGAUGACAGACCCUACUGGAAAAUCCAAAGGCUUUGGCUUUGUAAGCUUUGAAAAGCAUGAAGAGGCCAACAAGGCAGUGGAAGAAAUGAACGGGAAGGACAUCAAUGGCAAAAUGCUCUUUGUGGGCAGGGCACAGAAGAAGGCUGAGCGCCAGGCAGAGCUGAAAAGAAGGUUUGAACAGCUAAAACAAGAGAGACUCAGCAGGUACCAGGGUGUUAACCUGUACAUUAAAAACCUAGAUGACACUAUAGAUGAUGAAAAACUCAGGAAAGAGUUCUCACCUUUUGGGUCUAUAACAAGUGCCAAGGUGAUGCUGGAAGAUGGACGGAGCAAAGGGUUUGGCUUUGUCUGCUUUUCCUCUCCAGAGGAGGCCACCAAAGCUGUGACGGAGAUGAACGGGCGCAUCGUGGGCUCCAAGCCCCUCUAUGUGGCACUGGCCCAGAGGAAGGAGGAGAGGAAGGCCCAUCUCACCAACCAGUACAUGCAGCGCAUCGCUGGCAUGAGGGCCUUGCCUGCCAACACCAUCAUCAACCAGUUCCAGCCCGCUGCUGGCGGGUAUUUCAUGCCUGCUGUGCCCCAGGCUCAGAGCAGACCCACUUACUAUGCACCCAACCAAAUGACACAGAUGAGACCCAACCCACGAUGGCAGCAAGGAGGGAGACCUCAAGGCUUCCAGGGAAUGCCGAGCGCCAUGCGGCAGUCGGGGCCCCGGCCCGCCCUGCGCCACCUGGCCCCCGCCAGCGCCCCGGCCUCCCGCGGCCUCCCUGCUGCUGCCCAGAGAGUUGGUGUUGGCACAGCAGCACAGAAUUUGGCUCCCCGUCCUCCUGUAGCUGCCCCUGCUCCCAGGGCUGUCCCUCCUUACAAAUAUGCCUCAAGUGUCCGCAGCCCACACCCAGGUGUCCAGCCUCUGCAGGCACCUCAGCCUGCAGUGCAUGUGCAGGGCCAGGAGCCCCUGACAGCCUCCAUGCUGGCUGCUGCCCCUCCCCAGGAGCAGAAACAGAUGCUGGGAGAACGUUUGUUCCCUCUGAUCCAAGCUAUGCACCCCAGCCUGGCUGGGAAGAUCACAGGAAUGCUGCUAGAGAUUGACAACUCAGAGCUGCUGCACAUGCUGGAAUCCCCAGAGUCCCUCCGCUCCAAGGUGGAGGAGGCUGUGGCAGUGCUGCAGGCUCACCAAGCCAAGAAAGAAGCUGCCCAGAAAGUGGGAGUGGUUGCUGCUACCUCUUGAACCAGGAUGACUGGAUACAAAGAAGCCAAAUAGCCCCUUCCUAGACAUCAGCUCAAGAUGUUUGAAGAUCCUUCACUGUCCUGCAGAUCUCAAGGCCAUGCAUUGUAUCACAUAGUUAUAUUGCAUUUUGUAAAUUAAUCUUAAAGAUCUUAUUUAAAAAGCCAACUCUGAAGCUCGAGGUUUCCAAAACCAGAAUCUGGGGGGUUUGCAAGCUUUUCCUGUGCCAGAGCAGAGCUGCCCCCUGUGUCUUCUAAAGAGGACGUUGAGGAUUUUAGGCUGGAAGUAUUUUUGGGAGUUUGUGUUUAAUUGAAUAAUCCAGUUUGGAAAGUUUGGGAAACAUUUAUCAAUAAAGGAAUAAACUUGCA
Molecule: messenger RNA, 3018 nt
Organism: Passer domesticus (house sparrow)
Lineage: Eukaryota; Metazoa; Chordata; Aves; Passeriformes; Passeridae
Gene: PABPC4
Product: poly(A) binding protein cytoplasmic 4
Exons: 16
Coding region: 977-2653 (558 amino acids)
Cellular component (GO): ribonucleoprotein complex; nucleus; cytosol
Molecular function (GO): mRNA 3'-UTR binding; poly(A) binding; poly(U) RNA binding
Source: RefSeq, a predicted model, not a curated record